Molecule: messenger RNA, 1251 nt
Organism: Salvia hispanica
Lineage: Eukaryota; Viridiplantae; Streptophyta; Magnoliopsida; Lamiales; Lamiaceae
Source: RefSeq, a predicted model, not a curated record
AACAAACAUGGCAAGUAACUAAGCAAAAGAGAAGAAAAUGGGAUCAGAAACGAUUAAUCCCCCAACUCCCAAAUACCUCCAACAAGAAGAAACCCUAAGCGAAGAAGUGAAGCAUUUCAUCUCCAGCCUCCCCAAAGAAAAGGGUUGGCUUGCUUCCCAUCUCUACCAAUACCAAGGCUUCUGGUACCCCGUCCGCCACCUCGCCGGCGUCCUCUCCUGCCAAAAACACUUCCUCCCCAAACCCCACCACAUCUUCCUCGUCUCCACCCCCAAAUCCGGCACCACCUGGCUCAAAGCCAUCUCCUUCUCCCUCCUCCACCGCUCCCUCUUCCCCCCCUCCUCCCCCUCCUCCCACCCCCUCACCUCCUCCAACCCCCACUCCCUCGUCCCCUUCCUCGAGAUCCACCACUACACUGAUGGACGAAUCCCCGACCUCUCCUCCCCCCGCCUCUUCUCCACCCACCUCCCCCUCUCCUCCCUCCCCAAAUCCAUCACCAACAACAAAAUCGUCUACCUCUGUCGAAACCCCAAGGACAUCUUCGUCUCCCUCCACCACUUCACCAACGGCCUCAAGCCAAUCGAUUCCCCGGUUAACUCCAUCCGUGAAGCGUUCGACAUGUUCUGCCGCGGUGUGAGCCUUUUCGGGCCGUGCUGGGACCAUAUCCUCGGGUAUUGGGAGCUUAGCCGGGAGGAUAGCAAUAGGGUUUUGUUUCUAAAGUUUGAGGAGAUGAAGGAGAGGCCGAGGGAGGAGGUGAGGCGGCUGGCCGAGUUUCUAGGGUGCCCUUUCACGGCGGAGGAGGAGGAAAAGGGUGCUGUGGAGGAUGUUUUAAAGCUAUGUAGCUUCGAGGGUUUGAGUGGUUUGGAGGUGAACCGGAGCGGGAAGCUGGCGUCGGGCGAGGAGAAUAGGGUUUUCUUCCGGCGGGGGGUGGUCGGGGAUUGGAGGAAUUACUUGGAUCAAGAGAUGGCCGCGAGGUUCGAUCGGAUCGCGGAGGAGAAGCUCCGGGGGUCGGGGUUGGUGCUUUGAUCUUUUUUAUAUUGUACGUGUGCAGUGUGCUACUGUUAUAUUUAUUUUUUUGUGUUCAUUUUCGAUUGAAUAGUGGGUCAGAGUUUAAAUUUGUGAUUGACCACGCUAUAAUCUUUGUUUCCAGUGUGAUUUGGUGUUUGUGUGUGUUUAUUUCGUUUUAUUUAAAGAUUGUUGGUGAAAUUUGUGUCUAUUUGUAAUUUUUUUUAACUAAUACUCUAUUUAUUUUA